AAGAAAAAAAAAGGGAUCAGCCCACUUGGGAAGGAAAGUAGGCAGUGGGCCAAUUUUGAUCUUAAUUGGUCAGCCACUUUAUUUGGGCCUAGCUUGUGGUUUUUUUUUGGACUGAUUGGUUUGGAGUGGUGGGCUUGAUUUUCUGACGAAAAAAAAAUACCAAGAUCUGAAAUUAGUUGUACCGGGUAUCUCGUCUAGUUGUGUGAUAUGGCAGAAGACGGGAAGUUCCGAAUUGAGAAGUUUGAUGGUACAGAUUUCAGUUGGUGGAAGAUGCAAAUUGAAGAUUUGCUGGUUCAGAAAGAUUUGGACGUGGUAUUGGGUGACAAGCCAGAAAAGAUGUCGGAUGCAGAUUGGGCAAGUUUGGAUCGGAAAGCUAUGUCCGUGAUCCGUCUCUCAUUGACCAAGAAUGUUGCGUUCAACAUUCUGAAGGAGAAGACAGCGAAGGGAAUUAUGGACGCGCUGUCUAACAUGUAUGAGAAGCCAUCUGCAGCGAACAAAGUUUUUCUGAUAAGAGAGCUGUCUCGUGGGCAGAAUAAGGUUGUCUGUGCAAGAGAGAAACCUAGAGCCACUGGUCAGACUCAGGAUGAACGAGCGUGGAAAGGUUCAAGGGGGCCAGUCAGAGGUAUUUGUGGCAGUGGGAGCUCAAGAGGCGCUUCAGCCAAGUUGCCUAGAAGACAGUGGGUCAGGAGAACCACUACUAUUCCAGCUGUUGGAACAUCUCUAGAAAAUUUCUUGCUGAGUAUGGAGAGUGUUUGUUCUCAAGAUGUUCCAGGAUCCGGCAGUGUGCGUCUGCAGUGGGAGCCGGUAGGGACCGAGGACGAGUCAGGGGCAGAUUUUGCCGUGACUGAUGUGUUGGAGCUUGGGAGAGCUUCAACGGGCCUUUCAGUUGUCUGAUGUUAGGGCCGCUGCAAUAGGAGAGCUGAGGAAGAUUACUCGAUGUACAGGGAAUCGUGGUGGAUGGCAGUUGAUGGCUAUCAAG
Messenger RNA from Cuscuta campestris, 979 nucleotides. Lineage: Eukaryota; Viridiplantae; Streptophyta; Magnoliopsida; Solanales; Convolvulaceae. The record is from the annotation of a GenBank genome assembly.